GCUGCUAAUAAAGUUUGUUUCAUAAAAAAAAGCUUAGAGGGCGUGUUUCCAGAAGUGAUGCGGGCGGUCAUGUGACAGGCUUGUAGCAGGAGGCUUGUUGGUGAGUUCUAGGCUGCUGCUCAGUACUACAAGCGCCUACCUCACCGCUGCGUUGGAAACAUGGCAGCGGAGAUCCAUCCCAAGCCCCUGAUCCGGAAGCCGGUACUGCUCAGCAAGGUGGAGGGCUCGCAGGACGUGGUGAACAUGGCGGUGAUUGUACCCAAAGAGGAUGGGGUGAUCAGCGUGUCAGAGGACAGAACUGUGCGUGUUUGGAUGAAGAGAGACAGCGGACAGUUCUGGCCUAGCAUUUUCCAUGCGAUGCCAGCUCCAUGUUCAUGCAUGUCUUUUAACCCGGAAACCAGACGGCUGACCGUAGGGCUAGACAAUGGUACAAUCUCAGAAUUUAUUUUAUCUGAAGAUUACAACAAAAUGAAUCCAGUAAAGACGUAUCUUGCACACCAGAGCCGCGUUACCAUGGUCCUAUUCGUCCUGCAAAUGGAAUGGGUGCUGAGCACGGGUCAGGACAAGCUCUUCACGUGGCACUGCUCGGAGAGCGGGGAGCGCCUGGGGAACUACCGCACUUCCGCUUGUGCUUCGUGUCUACAAUUUGAUGUGGAGACCAAACACGUGUUUGUUGGGGAUCAUUCCGGACAAGUGACGAUUCUAAAACUUGAACAAGACAACUGUAGCCUCAUCACCACUUUCAAGGGACAUACAGCUGGUGUCAGCGCAUUGUGUUGGGACCCGAUGCAGAGACUCUUAUUUUCUGGAAGUUCUGACCAUUCCAUUAUCAUGUGGGACAUUGGUGGACGCAAAGGGACUGCUCUAGAACUUCAAGGACACCAUGAUAAAAUCCAGUCAAUCUCCUAUGCUCACCAAUCUCGUCAGCUCAUCUCAUGCAGUGCCGAUGGUGGGAUAGUAGUCUGGAACAUGGAUAUUGAAAGACAAGAGACUCCAGAGUGGUUGGACAGUGACUCCUGCCAGAAGUGUGACCAGCCUUUCUUUUGGAAUUUCAAGCAGAUGUGGGACAGCAAAAAGAUUGGCCUCAGACAGCAUCACUGCAGGAAAUGCGGCAAAGCCGUGUGCGGUAAAUGCAGCUCCAAGAGGUCUUCCAUUCCACUGAUGGGCUUUGAAUUUGAAGUUCGGGUGUGUGACAGCUGUCACGAGACAAUAACAGAUGAGCAACGCGCACCCACGGCCUCGUUCCAUAACAGCAAGCACAAUAUAAUCCACGUGCACUUUGAUGCCACAAGAGUGUGGUUAUUGACGUCAGGAACGGACAAGGUUUUAAAGCUAUGGGAUAUGUCACCGGUUGUCUCCUGAUGGUACUCUAAACCAUAGGUGUGUGAAGUGUGGCCCUCCAGCAGUUGGACCUCUUUGACCAUUGCUGCUCUACACACUAGACCACAAAGACCUACGGAGAAAGAGGACAAAGAGCAGAAGCGUUUGCUACGCUCUGGAGGCG
Messenger RNA from Spea bombifrons (plains spadefoot toad), 1504 nucleotides. It is a transcript of the gene WDFY2, whose product is annotated as WD repeat and FYVE domain containing 2. The coding region runs from base 160 to 1362 and encodes 400 amino acids. Gene Ontology annotation, molecular function: metal ion binding; protein binding. The record is from RefSeq and is a predicted model, not a curated record. Lineage: Eukaryota; Metazoa; Chordata; Amphibia; Anura; Pelobatidae. The transcript is spliced from 12 exons.